UGGCUAAUAAGGCAGCACUAAAGAAGCUGGCAACUCUAUUAUUCAGCUGUAAAGUUGUUGUUGGUCAUCUAAAAUACUUAUUGAAAAUUGAUUGCAGCUAUGGAAGUCGACGAAGAAGAGUUCGAGGUCCCCUCUUCGAGCAGCAAAGGAGAUAAAAAACGCUUUGAAGUGAAAAAAUGGAAUGCGGUGGCGCUAUGGGCCUGGGACAUUGUCGUUGACAACUGUGCUAUUUGCCGCAACCAUAUUAUGGAUCUUUGCAUUGAAUGCCAGGCAAAUCAGGCAUCGGCUACCAGCGAGGAGUGCACCGUAGCCUGGGGCGUGUGUAAUCAUGCCUUUCACUUUCACUGCAUCUCCCGUUGGUUGAAGACCCGUCAGGUGUGUCCUCUGGACAAUCGCGAGUGGGACUUUCAGAAAUAUGGACACUAACUACAGGCAUCAAGACUUUGAAUAUACAUACAUACUACAGUCAUCAAAACUUUGAAUAUAACAUACUCUUGCUUCAGGGUAAAAUAAAUGUCUUAGGUUUACUUUUA
Drosophila busckii is the source of this 533-nucleotide messenger RNA. RefSeq names its product RING-box protein 1A. Gene Ontology annotation, biological process: protein ubiquitination; ubiquitin-dependent protein catabolic process. The record is from RefSeq and is a predicted model, not a curated record. The transcript has 3 exons. Gene Ontology annotation, cellular component: cullin-RING ubiquitin ligase complex; nucleus. Bases 100 to 426 code for a protein of 108 amino acids. NCBI's taxonomy places the organism in Eukaryota, Metazoa, Arthropoda, Insecta, Diptera, Drosophilidae. Gene Ontology annotation, molecular function: cullin family protein binding; ubiquitin protein ligase activity; zinc ion binding.